AUGGCCUUAGAGGCAGCAGUGGAAGCAGCAGCAGACUUGUUGGACAAGGCAGUGAAAACAGUUAUGGUGGGUGGGCCUAAACUCCGAGUUGCACAAGCAGCUGAUGCUAGUGGCUAUGCUCUGGCUGUGAUGCCUUCAGCAAAGGGGCUUGGUUCUGAGUGCACCACCUUUUGUUAUGAGAUUGUGGAGUCUGCAGAUGCCUAUUUGUUUGCCGGAUCGGUUUUCAAUGACUACAGCUCUGUUGGGUACUCAGCCCUUUUGAAGAAAGAGAAGGCGGUCAUAGUGCAACCGGAUAGUGUGACCAUCGAAAAUGGCCCUGCAUUUGGUUGUGUUGUAAUGAAGGAUUUUCUGAAAGCUCUAUCAAAGAGGCUUAAAUGGAACAAGACUGCUUAUGAGAUGUGCUCCUACAGAGCCUUUGAGGAUUAA
Molecule: messenger RNA, 426 nt
Organism: Prunus armeniaca (apricot)
Lineage: Eukaryota; Viridiplantae; Streptophyta; Magnoliopsida; Rosales; Rosaceae
Source: the annotation of a GenBank genome assembly